AUCAGUGUUGCAAAUCUCUCCAGGAAUGAUUGAUUAUUCACGUGUUUUUGCAAGUAGAUUUACAGUUUGUUUGUGUAGCCAGCAGCAGCUAGCUAGCUAUAAUCAGUAUGCCUACUACCAAGCACUGGACCACUGAGCCUGAAGCAGAGGUCAACAUAAAGACCACUCUGUCUGGCCCUGCUUCUGUACCUCCCACCACUGUGCCUGAAGUGUUCAAGAGGGUCGCUCGGAAGUACAACACCAAAGUGGCCCUCAGGGUGAAGAGAGACCAUGAAUGGAUACAGUGGACCUAUAGGGAGUACUACACGGACGUUGCCAAGGCAGCCAAGUCACUGAUAAGGCUAGGGCUGGAGCCACAUCACGGAGUGUGUGUACUGGGGUUUAAUGCUCCAGAGUGGUUUAUUGGAUACAUGUCCGCUAUCAUGGCGGGAGGCAUUGCGUGUGGUGUGUACACGACCAAUAAUGCUGAGUCCUGUCACUUCAUUGCAGACGACUGCUCAGCCAACGUCAUCUUCGCUGAAAACAAGGCUCAAUUGGAAAAGAUACUCGAGGUUCGAGAUCGUCUGCCACACCUGAAGGUGAUCAUCCAGUACUCACCCGAGCCAGUGGACCCUGCUCAGAGGGACCAAGGUGUCAUCCCAUGGAGCGAGUUCAUGGAGAUAGGCAAGGACAUCCCAGACUACGAGGUCCAGUGGCGUAUAGAGAAGGUGAAGCCUGGUCACUGUGCCUCCCUCAUCUACACCUCAGGGACCACUGGACCCCCUAAGGGUGUUAUGAUCUCCCAUGACAACCUCACAUGGACAGCUGCUGUGUGUGCAACUCUCUACCAGCUCGGGGAGACGGAUCACAUGAUCAGUUACCUCCCCCUGAGUCACGUGGCUGCCCAGAUGAUGGACAUCCAUGCCGCCCUCCAUACCGGUCUCACCAUCCACUUUGCUCAGCCCGACGCUCUCAAAGGAAGCCUGGCCGUCACACUCAAGGAGGUUCGACCGACCGUGUUUGUGGGUGUGCCUCGUGUGUGGGAGAAGUUCAAGGAGAUCAUGGAGAGAGUUAUCAAAGACACCAGCGGCAUCAAGGAGGUGGUCCUGCAGAAGGCCAGGUCAGUUGGUCGUCAAACCAGUUUCAACAGACAGUCUGGUCGGCCAGCGGCGUGGGGUUUCUGGCUCGCUAACACGUUUGUGUUCAAAUCUCUCAGAGAAAAGAUGGGUCUUGAAAGAUGCAAAAUUGCUGGAUCGUCAGCCGCUCCAAUCUCACGGAAAGUGCUUGAGUUUUUCUUGGACUUUGACCUCCCCCUCUACGAGCUCUACGGCAUGUCAGAGUCCACCGGUCCCCAGACCCUCUCUCUGUACGGUGCCCACAAGACUGGCUCCACUGGUAAAGUGAUGGCAGGUGCAGAGAUUCGUAUCGAUAACCCAGGGCCGUCUGGAGAUGGUGAGAUCUGUUUCCGUGGGCGGCACAUCUUCAUGGGGUAUCUGAAGGAGGAGAGAAAGACGAGGGAAGCCAUCGAUGAGGACGGCUGGCUACACUCAGGGGACAUCGGGAGACUCGACCCUGAUGGCUACCUAUACAUCACUGGCCGCAUCAAAGAGAUCCUAAUAACACGAGGCGGUGAGAACAUUGCCCCCGUCCCAAUAGAGGAGAUCAUACUGAACCACAUGAAGAUGGUCAGCUACUGUAUGGUGGUGGGGGACGCUCAAAAGUACCUCACUAUGAUGGUAUCCCUACGAGUUGAGAUGAAUGAUGAUGGUACCCCCAGUAACCGACUGGACUCUCUAGCUGUGUCCAUUGCACAAGAGCUCGGCUCCAAUGCCACUACAGUGGAGGAGGCAAAGGAAGACCCUCUCAUCAUACGCUACAUUGAGGAGGGGAUGGGCAAAGCCAACGAAGAGAGCAUCUCACGGGCAGCCAAAGUUCAGAAGUUCCGUAUCUUCCCCAAUGAGCUGAGCAUUGCCGGUGGUGAGCUGACUCCCACCAUGAAGCUCAAGCGAAAGAUUGUCCUGGAGAAGUACGGCAACCUCGUUGAAGAGAUGUACCAGGAGUGAUGCAGUCACUACUAAACCGCAUCUUUUCAUUAUGUGCACUAAUGUAGUUUAACAGACUUUUGGACUAUCAUCCAGCCUUUGUACCAUGUUUGUAAUUCGCUGUGAUAAAUUAAUGUUAAAACUUGCUUGAUGCAUG
Halichondria panicea is the source of this 2178-nucleotide messenger RNA. RefSeq names its product long-chain-fatty-acid--CoA ligase ACSBG2-like. The record is from RefSeq and is a predicted model, not a curated record. Lineage: Eukaryota; Metazoa; Porifera; Demospongiae; Suberitida; Halichondriidae. Bases 108 to 2042 code for a protein of 644 amino acids. Gene Ontology annotation, cellular component: membrane; endoplasmic reticulum. The transcript has 14 exons. Gene Ontology annotation, molecular function: long-chain fatty acid-CoA ligase activity.